CUCUUAGCAUAAUGGUGGUCUAAAACCCUCCGACUCCUCUGUGCCAUUGUUGCUAAAAAAUGAAAGCUUUUAGAUCUCUACGAAUUCUAAUCUCCAUCUCACGAACGGAGACACCUUACAGUAAAACCCAUCUUCCUCAGAACUUCAUCCGCCGGUCGUACUCGGCGCAGCCGAAUCUAGACGAGCCCACUUCCGUCAACGGAGACUCUGUUUUCGAUGGCAGUCAGUGCUCAAUCGAAGAUCCCGUGAAGAAGCCCAAACAACCCAAUUGGGAUAAAGGGUACAGAGAAAGAGUACAGAGAGAGCUGUUCCCACAAGAGAAACAGAGCUCCGAAGAAGAAGAAGAAGAAGAGGAUAGUAUUGAUCGGUCGAGGAUUCUCGCAAAGGCUCUCCUUGAGGCUGCUCUUGAAUCAGCUGAUGACGAACUCGGUGAAGGUGAGGUUAGAGAAGAAGACCAGAAGUCUCUUAACGUCGGAAUCAUCGGCCCACCAAACGCCGGCAAAUCUUCCCUCACUAACUUCAUGGUUGGAACAAAGGUUGCAGCUGCCUCACGGAAGACAAACACGACGACCCAUGAAGUGUUGGGAGUGUUGACAAAAGGGGAUACACAAGUUUGUUUCUUUGAUACUCCUGGUUUAAUGCUCAAGAAAAGCGGGUAUGGUUACAAAGACAUCAAGGCCCGUGUGCAAAAUGCUUGGACUUCGGUUGAUCUAUUUGAUGUCCUCAUUGUUAUGUUUGAUGUCCACAGGCAUCUCACCUGUCCGGAUUCAAGAGUUGUACGCUUGAUUACAUACAUGGGAGAGGAAGCAAAUCCGAAACAGAAGCGCAUUUUAUGUAUGAACAAAGUUGAUUUAGUUGAGAAGAAGAAAGAUCUAUUAAAGGUUGCUGAGGAGUUCCAAAAUCUCCCGGCAUAUGAAAGGUACUUCAUGAUAUCAGGACUAAAGGGAUCUGGAGUCAGAGAUCUCAGCCAAUAUUUAAUGGACCAGGCAGUAACAAAGCCAUGGGAGGAAGAUCCAUUCACAAUGAGUGAAGAAGUGAUGAAGAACAUCUCUCUUGAAGUUGUUAGGGAGAGAUUACUAGACCAUGUUCAUCAGGAAGUACCAUAUGGGGUGGAGCACCGUCUAGUGGACUGGAGAGAGCAGCGAGACGGGUCUCUGAGGAUCGAACAGCAUCUCAUCACUCCUAAACUUAGCCAACGCAAGAUUCUUGUGGGGAAGAGCGGUUCCAAGAUCGGGAGGAUAGGAAUAGAGGCUAAUGAAGAACUCAGGAGAAUAAUGAAUCGUAAAGUUCAUCUCAUCCUCAAGGUAUUGCUCAAGUGAAACCAUUUUCCCUCGGCGUUUUCAGAGGAUUUAGGAUUGCUUUUGUAUACGAGAGAUCUGUCUGUAUAUUUGAUAUUGUCAAAGAUUAGACAUUUUACAUUAGUUGGUUAGAAAUAUAAACUUAAUACAAACAGAGAGAACCA
Messenger RNA from Brassica napus (rape), 1462 nucleotides. Its product is annotated as GTP-binding protein ERG-like. The record is from RefSeq and is a predicted model, not a curated record. Gene Ontology annotation, molecular function: rRNA binding; GTP binding; ribosomal small subunit binding. Gene Ontology annotation, biological process: ribosomal small subunit assembly. The coding region runs from base 60 to 1319 and encodes 419 amino acids. The transcript has 7 exons. Lineage: Eukaryota; Viridiplantae; Streptophyta; Magnoliopsida; Brassicales; Brassicaceae.